Impatiens glandulifera is the source of this 1071-nucleotide messenger RNA. Its product is annotated as F-box protein CPR1-like. Lineage: Eukaryota; Viridiplantae; Streptophyta; Magnoliopsida; Ericales; Balsaminaceae. The transcript is spliced from 2 exons. Bases 1 to 1071 code for a protein of 356 amino acids. The record is from RefSeq and is a predicted model, not a curated record.
AUGCAACUCUCAAAAGGUGUAAAGGAGGACUAUUCAUCAUCUUUUGUUACUUUGAAAGAAGAUGAGAAAACUGUGGUUCAAGAGAGGACACCUCCGGAAGUUACAACUGUCCUAGAGAAAGUUCAGGAUGUAAUGCCCGCCGAAUUUCCAAAGAAACUCCACCAUGAGAGAGAGGUGGACCAUAGAGAAGAGUUAGUCAAUGGUACUAAACUAUCGGCGACAAUCUUUUAUCGCAUUGAAUCUCCCAAAUUGGAGGGAUUGAAGAGACAAUCGGAGGAGUUGCUCUUCAAGAAAGGGAGAUCGAUCUGGGUUAUAGAUUAUAUAGACAUUGUAGUUUUAUGGAAUCCUUCAACGAAAAAGUCUAUAGAACUACCUUCCGCAUCGAUAGAGAUCAAAGAUGAGCGACGCUUUGACAAAUAUAGAACAUAUGGAUUCGGUUACGAUAACACCAACGACGACUACAAAGUGGUGAGAGUUGCGGUUCUUCUGGAUGUUGUCAUAAAUUACGAGGUUAAGGUUUAUAGUUUAAGAUCAAAUUUGUGGCAUACGGCAGAUAAAUUUCCUAACCAAUAUCCGGAUUUGAGUGGAAUUGGAAAUUCAGUAGCUGGUGGAGCGAUGCACUGGAUCUCGAUAGACGCGGAUUUGAACAGAUCCAUUCUUGCAUUUGAUCUCGGGUUGGAGACCUAUAGAGUAAUUCAACAGCCUGAAUACCGUGAUUGUGAAUUCUAUUCGCACUUAGAUAGUUUUGAAGGAUGUUUAUCGUUAACUUGUCUCUAUUUUUCGGGGAAUGUGGAUGUAUGGUUGCUGAAACAAUACGGUGGGGAUAAUGAAUAUUGGUCGAGAUUGAUUACAUUGUCGGAGCAAAAUAUUCCGGAUACGUCUAGCUAUUUUUUGAGAUGUAUUGUUUAUUCGAAAAAUGGUAAGAAAGUACUUUUGUAUAUGGGUACCGAUCUUGUUUGGUAUAACUUAGAAACGAGAUCACUUGAAGAUAUUAGGUUUCAUUCUGAGGAUGAUUCACUUGAAGCUUGUUUGGAAAGUCUAGUAUCUAUUGGUGUUGCAGAAGCUGGAUAA